AUGACUUCGCUGCCUCCCGCUCGCUGCUGCACUCUUGGCAACCUUCACGAAGGUGAAGCCCAAGGCGAAAUCCGGGACAUUGGGAAAAUCUCCACCUACUUCGCCUACCCCCCAGACAAGUCCGCUACCGAGAACGCCAUCCUCAUCCUGACGGAUGUCAUUGGCCACCAGUUCAUCAACGCCCAGCUGCUGGCUGACAAGUUCGCCGCCAAUGGCUACCUCGUCGUCAUGCCGGACCUGUUUGAGGGCGACACCGUGCCCCUGAACAGGCCCGAGGGCUUCAAGAUCAUGGACUGGCUGCAGAACCACCUGCCCCAGCACGUCGAGCCCAUCAUCGACGAAGUGAUCAAGGAGAUGCGCGAGAAGCUUGGCGUCAAGCGGAUCGGUGGUAUCGGCUACUGCUUCGGCGGCCGCUACGUCUGCCGGUACCUGAAGCCUGGGACCGGCAAGCUGGAGGUGGCUUACACUGCCCACCCGACCAUGGUUGGGCCGGAUGAGCUCGCGGGCAUUGAAGGCCCCCUGAGCAUUGCUGCUGCGGUCAAGGACUUUGUCUUUACCACGGAGAAGCGUCACGAGUCGGAGGAGAUUUUGGCCAAACUGGAUGUGCCGUACCAGAUCAACUUGUUCUCGGACGUCGACCACGGGUUCGCCGUCCGCUGCGACUUGACCCAGCGCCGGCAGAAGGCCGCCAAAGAGGCUGCUUUUACGCAGGCAGUUCAGUGGUUUGAUUUGUACUUGAAGGAGUAA
Molecule: messenger RNA, 747 nt
Organism: Dichotomopilus funicola
Lineage: Eukaryota; Fungi; Ascomycota; Sordariomycetes; Sordariales; Chaetomiaceae
Product: dienelactone hydrolase
Exons: 3
Coding region: 1-747 (248 amino acids)
Molecular function (GO): hydrolase activity
Source: RefSeq, a predicted model, not a curated record